This is a messenger RNA of Penicillium antarcticum, 1326 nucleotides long. RefSeq lists its product as uncharacterized. Gene Ontology annotation, molecular function: transmembrane transporter activity. The record is from RefSeq and is a predicted model, not a curated record. Bases 1 to 1326 code for a protein of 441 amino acids. Gene Ontology annotation, cellular component: fungal-type vacuole membrane. Gene Ontology annotation, biological process: transmembrane transport. Lineage: Eukaryota; Fungi; Ascomycota; Eurotiomycetes; Eurotiales; Aspergillaceae. The transcript is spliced from 4 exons.
AUGGAAGCCAAGGAUUAUCCUCCAAGUUUCACCAGUCGGAGUACAGACUUUGUCUCGUCUGAUCAACAGUCCGACAGCAGGUGUAUCAUCGAUGAUGAAAAGCUACCUCCUGUUGAUGGAGGUACGCAGGCAUGGCUCUUUCUUAUAGCCUCUGCUAUGCUUGAGUCUUUAGUAUGGGGAUACGCUUUUGCCUUUGGAAUUUUCCAAGACUACUACAGUUCACAUCCACCAUUUGCAGGAUCUGGACACAUUGCUAUCAUUGGUACUUGUGCUAUGGGCAUCGCGUAUCUCAUUGCCCCACUGGCGAUCAUUUUCAUGAUUUUGGUGCCUUCAUGUGCUCGGUGGGUAUCUACUGCUGGAGUUUGCAUUAUGUGCUUCUCUUUGGCAAUGAGCUCUUUUUCCACCAAUGUGACACACCUCAUCUUAUCACAGGGAAUUGGCUUUGGAACUGGUGGUUGCUUAGCAUACACUCCAACCAUCUUGUUCAUGUCGGAGUGGUUUGCAAAGCGAAAAGGCCUUGCUUUUGGAAUUGUCUGGGCUGGGUCCGGUAUAUCGGGAAUCAUCUUCCCACUAGCCAUCCAGUGGCUACUUGGCCAAUAUGGAAUCAACGCAACACUUCGAAUCUCAGCAGUGACAUUAUUUAUACUUGCCGCACCUUUCCUCUAUUUCCACCGACCCAGAAUUCCCAUGAGAGAGGUUCAGUACCACAGAUUGAACUUCCAUUUCUUAUACGACAAGACCUUCAUUGUUUACCAGCUUGGAAAUACCCUGGAAGCAGUCGGAUUCUUCCUACCAACAAUUUACCUCCCGAUAUUCGCGCGCAGCCUCGGCGCCAAUGACUUCAUGGCUUCACUCACCGUCACCCUAGUCAACCUAACCACAGUUUUCGGCUCCGUGUGCAUGGGAUUCCUAUCAGACAGAUACCAUAUCACAACCUGUAUCCUGAUCUCAACCAUCGGCACUGUCCUAUCUGUCUUCUUCCUCUGGGGGUUCGCAACCUCCAUCGCACCAUUAUACAUCUUCUGCAUUGCCUACGGCCUCCUCGCAGGCGGGUUCUCAUCGACAUGGGCGGGCGUUUCCAACGAAGUCCAACGCGCCAACCCAGCUGCAGACGCGACGGUCAUCUUCCCAUUCAUGGAGACGGGCCGAGGAAUCGGCAAUGUAGCCAGUGGCCCAUUGAGCGAGGCUCUGCUGAAAGCAGACAACUGGCGUGGGCGUGCAUAUGGCGCUUACGGGAGUGGCUAUGGUACACUGGUAGUCUGCACCGGUGCCACGGCGCUAUUGGGUGGAAUCUGUGUUGUGGCGCGUCAAUUCAAGUGGAUAUAA